This is a messenger RNA of Coregonus sp. 'balchen', 10552 nucleotides long. The record is from the annotation of a GenBank genome assembly. NCBI's taxonomy places the organism in Eukaryota, Metazoa, Chordata, Actinopteri, Salmoniformes, Salmonidae.
CGCCAUCUUAAACCCAGUGAUUCAACAGCAGUAGCCAAGUUGUUCCUUGACUGCUGAGGGGGUAGUCGAAGGAUUCGCUGGUGAUUUGUUUUUUAACGUAUUUUUUUUUUCCCCACGAGGCGUUGGUUUUAUCCACCUAAACGCAAGGAGACGGAUUUGUGGCUUUUGACAAGGGUAGGCAUCUUCGUUAAAUAAUCUGUUUUUAAUAUUUAUUUGGAUUUAACAUAAUGUUUUGCGUUGUAUUUGGUGGUUAGCUAGCUUAGUUAGCUAGUUUGUAGACAAAUGUUUUCCGCAGUCCAAAUUCACAUUGCUUGCCACCGCCUAUCUAUCAGUGCAUCACGAUCACGACAACUAGUCGUACAGAAUUGAUUGGAAUUCACAGGAAAUAUGAUUUUAGCAGAAACUAAUUGUAUUCCUUUCUAACCUUUUAGCCAGCUAACUAUGUGGAUAGCAGUCUGCGCCAUGGCCCGGACACUCCCCGCUAGUCCGCUAGCUAGCCUUUGCUAGUUGCCGUAAACGAGGCUAGCUAGCUAGGUCAACAUUCCAGCGCUCUGACUCAUGUUAGUGGUUGUGAGAAACAACUGGCUAGUUAAUAACUAUUGAUACAGCUGGCUGGAGAACGUUUUGCCCUGUGACUUUAUUAACUGGCAGAAAUGUAAGUUACGUUAGCAAAAUAACUAUUUAAGAUUAAUGAGGGAGAAAACGUUAGCUGCUUGAUUGGAAAAUGUUUGUUGGCUGGCUAGAUAGAUAAAUGGUUCCAUUGCUAGUGUAGCUAGUUAUGUCGAAAUGGAUGGUAAUAGCGCAAACACUAUCCCACGUCCAACAGUAACUUCAACUGAUUUGACUGUAAAUAAAGUAAGGUAAAUUCAAUGGGAGGUGCCCAUUGUAACUUUAAGAGGAUUUGUUAGCUAACAUUAGCAAAGUCAGCAAAUAUUUUGUUUCAUUUCGUCAAACGUGACUUUGCUAUCAGUGACUUUGCUAUCAAUAAAUUAAGUUUUGUUUUAGGAACUGGGUAAACUUUUUAUUUUUUACUGGUCGUCAAUUUCAACAAAGACUGACAAAUUCCUUCGCCGUUGUGAUUUGAGAGGAUGUUGAGGAGGAGCUUGACUGAAAUUUGAGUAUGUUGCUAAUCGGAAAUUCGGGCAGUCUGAAGUGGACUUGGUUGUAUGUGGGGGUGGGGAGCUAGCUCGCUGGUGGAAUAUUUUUCUGCUCUUGGCACGGAUAUCUAGGGAAACACAGCGGAACUACUCCGGAAAAUACCCCACAAAGAACCCAACUACGUUUUUUUUUUUUUAAAUCGGGAUCCUCUCACCACGCCUGCAAAUGAUAAUUUCACCUUGGAGGUGAUUUGCGACUUGGAAAACGUGCAUACUGUCUUUGGUUUCGACGUAACGUAUGUUUGCUACAAAAUAGUGACAAUACAAUAACGUUGCCACGGAUAUUUUCCGUGAUUCAUCUACCCACUAACAAUAGCAUACUUUCCUGGAGGUUUGGUGGCUUGCUAAAUCACAGUAACCUCUUUUUGAUGAACAGGCGUCGGCUAUCGAAACUUCGGUCUUGAGCAAGGUAUGCCACAUACCUCUGUGAAUUCGUUGUUUUUGAGAGUCCCGUUUUUUAGAAUGAAAUUGAGGUUUUAGAAUUUGAUGCCGUACUUUUCUCCAACUUUUACAGAAGACUGAUGCUGGUAUUUAUCGACACAACAACCUCAUUUUGUUUGCACUUGAGGAUAGUAGCUCAGACCACAAGGGCAUGAUCCAUGAGUGGUUACAUGUCUAGCGCAGUUAAGAAACCAAGUAAUGUUGUUGUCUCAAGUCAAAUUCAGAGAAACUGUUAAAUUCGUAGCAACUGUUCCAGUCCAUUUGCUUGGAUUCUACUAGUAAAUGACGAGUAGUAGCCUAAUACAGUAAACAAUACUAGUUUUCUGAGACAGGAUGGGUCUUGUUUGACAUUGUCAUGUAUUUGAAUUAAAAUCCUCUUUAUUGGUGGGUGUUUAGUUAAAACCUUAGCUGUAAUUGAAUGGCUAAAGGCUCUAGACAAUUUGGCCAUGGUAGUAUGCACAGUUGGCCAAACGGUGUACCAGGAGCUAGUAGAGCUGUGACUGCUGACCAUGCACAUUGCUCUGUCUGAGGGGGAGAAAUGGUCUGAAAUUCAACUCACAAUACAGCAGCUACCAAGCUUUCUCUGACUGGUAGUCUUGUUGAACAGCCAUGUUCAUAUGUUAUAUUUAACUGUCCUCGGCUGAAUUUCUCAAUUGCUAUCUUCUGGUGCUCUAGGAAUCCAUGUCCUUUUAAAUGGAGCUUUAAGUCCCAGUGUGUCUAUCCCAGGCCAAUAUAGUAGUGUUUUGAGUCAGACUCCCUCCACCACAUGUUGUCUGCCAUUUUGCCUACUAGACUUUUACUGCAUGCAUUCCAAGCGGAUGUGCUGAAUAAUCUCCAUAGAAGCUGUGCAAGAGUGACUAUUAAACAUUAUAGGUAUGAUGACGAGGACAAGUGUCUCAUCGCCCCUUUUUAAAAGUGCAGCCUCUUACUCUCUGUGAUUCAUACUGCUCUUUACAGUUUAAAUGGAAUAAAUCAGAUUGAAUUGCCAGGGAGUGUUUUGGAUGUUGAUUGGUGUGCUGCAGUUUAUUAACCUGACUCUCAUUGUCUGCUGAGUUCUGAUAAUGACCCAAAUGGGGUAAUGAGCAGAGCAACCUCUGCCUGUCUGUCUACCCAUUUGACUCCAGAAACUCCUUCUGUUCUAUACAAGAGGAGCCCAGUCAGUGUAGCUACUGCUCUGCAUGUUGAUUUUAACUUCCCCACCAGAGGGUCUGGUGAUACUGGGGGUAAAAUGACUCAAUCAUUUGAAUGGAAUUCAUUACACUUGUAUAAACGAAAACACACUAAGUUGUGAUUGUAUCUCUGCCUUGUGUCCUGCUAAUGCUGUAGCAGGGUGUUUUGUAGGGCUGGGAGGAUACCAGUAUUGCAACAACAAGAAUCCCAUGGCAAAUAACACGAAGCAGACAAGUCUUCGGUCCUUUAAAAACCCAUUGUAUGUAAAAUAUUGUUUGCUAUAGCUUGGGGAAACAAAUGACAUUAGGGCUGUUUUCCUAAAUGUUGAAUCUGCUUUGUUUUUUGUUUCCUUGCCACGAUACUAACGAGUAUCAUGAUACGGGUAUUGUCACGGCCCUGGUUUUGCAUACGACCUGUCUGAGGGAUCAUGUUGGAUUGAAUGGUUGAGGGGUCCAUAGAUUUGUUGUGAAGCGAUAGGCUAUUUUUUGCGUCAGUCAUUUAUAAUGGAGCUAUUAUCAAAAUCCUCUUAACAAUUUUUUUUUACCACUAAUCCAGUGACUGGGUUUGUCCAUGGUGUGUAAAAUGUAAUGGCUAGCUAUCCUAAAAACAUGAUUCUCUCAGCAGAAAAUCUAAGUCACGUUUAUAAGACAUCAUUGGGUGGUCCUCUGUAGCUCAGCUGGUAGAGCACGGCGCUUGUAACGCCAAAGGUAGUGGGUUCGAUCCCCGGGACCACCCAUACACAAAAAAAAUUAUGCACGCAUGACUGUAAGUCGCUUUGGAUAAAAGCGUCUGCUAAAUGGCUUUAUUAUUAUUAUUAUUAUUAUUAUUAUUAUUAUUAUAACAAUAUGAAGUCUUUGUUAUGAUGGCCUGGCGAAUGAGCCAGAUGGCAGUUACCAGCCCUCCCAUACGCAAUGUCAGCCUCUCCUGUCCCCUCCCUGUCUACCUGGCAGUGGGGCUGAACCUGAGGGGGGCUGAAACAUAUUUUUAUUUCCCCCCUGUAAAAGUACAUUGCGUUGCAUUCCAUGUCUGCAAUGUGCUGUAUAAAUAAAGCUUGAUUUGAUUUGCUCCUCUAGAACCCAGAAUAUAGGCCUAGUCUAUAGCAGAACAGUCUCUUUGGAAUUCUUAUUUAUUACUCCAUGGGACUGUACUUGCCAUAUUUUUGUUUUUGAGGAUCAUGAUAGGGGAUGUGUGCUACCAAUCUGCCAUAUUUUUUUGUUGCGGUCCCUUUGAAGCCCCCCCAUUCAAUUCCUCUCCUAUUCCCCACUACGUUUUUUUUAUUUGGCCUCCAUUAGUUUUGCCGCCAAGUUAGCGCUUCAUACAUGUAUCCUCCACGUUAGCAGGUACAUUUGAUGUCUAGGUAAUGCAGCCCUGAUUCUGUUUUUUUCCCUACGCUGGAAUUUAGCUGGUCCAAUGAAAAGGUUGCUUUGUGCUGUAUUUGUUUUUGGCAUGAUCUCGAGGUGGAAAUGACUGUAUGAAUGAACUCUGCUGUUCUGUUACUUUCAGAUCUGGAAGCUGUGCAGGCUGUGGUUUUUGAAAGUAACAUGGCUUCCCAGUGUAAGUAUUCUGUUUUUAGACUCCUUCCUUUUAGAAUAACUUAAACAUCGCUUCCCCUGAUUUUAAUUCCAGAUGGUUUUCCUCUUUGGUUGAACUGCCUCCAGGUAGCCUAAUGCUGGUGUUUAUUUUCUAACGUCUAGCUGAUCUGAUGGAGCUGGACAUGACAAUGGAGCCUGAUCGGAAGGCUGCAGUGAGCCACUGGCAGCAGCAGUCGUACCUGGACUCUGGUAUCCACUCUGGGGCAACCACCACCGCCCCCUCCCUGAGUGGGAAGGGCAACCCAGAGGAGGAGGAUGUGGACAACCAGGUGCUGUACGAGUGGGAGCAGGGCUUCUCUCAGUCCUUCACACAAGACCAAGUGGCAGGUAUGAAAUGACACUACAAUACCAUGGGAAUGCUUGAUUGGGAUUUUGAACAUGUCACAUGGUAUGAAGUCAAUAGAUAGUAGUUAGUGCUUCAUUCUACUGACAAACAUCAGCUUUUGGCUCAGACUCCUUUAGAGGAAUCUGGCCACCAUUUUAGAGAAGUGGCUCUGACCUAACCCCUCUUUCUUUCUCCAGACAUUGACGGGCAGUAUGCCAUGACCAGAGCCCAGAGGGUGCGUGCGGCCAUGUUCCCAGAGACCCUGGACGAGGGCAUGCAGCUCCCCUCCACCCAGUUCGAUGGGGCCCACCCCACCAAUGUGCAGCGGCUGGCUGAGCCCUCUCAGAUGCUGAAGCACGCCGUGGUGAACCUCAUCAAUUACCAGGAUGACGCCGAGCUGGCCACGCGCGCCAUCCCCGAGCUGACCAAACUACUCAACGAUGAGGACCAGGUGCAUAUAGCUAACCACAACCGGCCCGCUUUGGUCCCCAACCAACUAGGAAAUGCACCUAACCUAAUGGUGUUCAGUUCUAUGUUCUAGUCUCUCCAUAGAGUUCUGUGUUGUGGUCUUGUAUAGAGUUCUGGCCUGACCUCUUCCAUUCCUCCAGGUGGUGGUGAACAAGGCUGCAGUGAUGGUGCACCAGCUGUCCAAGAAGGAGGCUAGCCGCCACGCCAUCAUGCGCUCCCCCCAGAUGGUGUCGGCAAUCGUGCGCACCAUGCAGAACACCAACGAUGUGGAAACGGCCCGCUGCACCGCCGGCACCCUGCACAACCUGUCCCACCACAGAGAGGGUCUGCUGGCCAUCUUCAAGUCAGGGGGCAUCCCCGCCCUCGUCAAAAUGCUCGGGUAUGUCGGUCAUCCCUUGGACUGUAACCUAAUCUGUCUUGAGUGUUUCUAAGGAAGUUGUGUUUUUAAGAUGGAUUUGGGGUCACGAGGACUGAGUUGGGGGAAACUCUGCUCUAACAGUUCCCCCUCAAACACCCCUGAUUUUCUUUAGAUUGUUUCUCUGAAUUGGUGUCACUACAGCUACCUCCCUGUGUUUUCAGUUAACCUUUGGUACCUUCCAACCUAAAGUACUUCUAAGACAGUGACAUGUUUUUGCUAGUCCCUGCUGCCAUGUAGUUUGGUGUUGUCUUUAAAACUCUGUCUCCUCAGGUCCCCAGUGGACUCGGUGCUGUUCUACGCCAUCACCACCCUACACAACCUGCUGCUCCACCAGGAGGGCGCCAAGAUGGCCGUGCGCCUGGCCGGAGGCCUGCAGAAAAUGGUGGCCUUGCUCAACAAGACAAAUGUCAAAUUCCUCGCCAUCACAACCGAUUGUCUUCAGAUCCUUGCCUACGGCAACCAAGAAAGCAAGGUAAGGAACUUCCUGAUUUUAAUUCUUUUCAUUUACUGAUCUCUUGGGUAUUAUACAUAUUUGAUGCUUCGCUCCGUCCCCUAAUUUAGGCGUUGAUUGUGAUCCAUCUUGGUGUAUUUUAAGCAUCUUUGAUGCUACCCUCUGUCCCUCCAGCUUAUCAUCCUGGCCAGUGGCGGGCCUCAGGCCCUGGUCAACAUCAUGAGGACCUACACAUACGAGAAGCUGUUGUGGACUACCAGUAGAGUUCUCAAAGUGCUCUCUGUCUGCUCCAGCAACAAGCCUGCCAUCGUAGAGGCUGGUAUGUACUUCCUCUUAUUGACCUUUUUUUAUUGAUUCUGCCUCAGUACAUUUUAUCUUGCUCACGUUAGUUCAGUUAACUCUCCAUUGAUACUCCCAGCGAGCUGGGCUAAAGGCUAAUGUGUGUUUCUCCAGGUGGUAUGCAGGCCCUUGGGCUUCACCUCACAGACCCCAGUCAGAGACUGGUCCAGAACUGCCUGUGGACCCUCAGGAACCUUUCAGACGCUGCCACCAAACAGGUGAGGACCCGUCCCCACUAGCACACCUCUGUUCCUCUUUCCUACACCUUUCCUUCCUGAAUUCUUCCUACAUAAGAGCUCUCUUUCUGUCUCCCUGCCUUUUUCCAUGGAGAAGACGACCUUAGCUGAAGUAGAUGUGAUGCAGGUAAAAGUAGUCAUUCCUGCCUUUCUGUGUUGGCGCUAUGGCUAGUCAGAGCCAACUUCAUCUACAGCCCAGCUCAUCUUACCCUUAUGUUCAGCUGACUUACUAAAGGCUCAUUAAAGUAAAGUGUUAAACCCACCUGAAGAAGAGGAAUUAGUGUAAGCAUCUCUCUGAAAAGGAGCACGCAGUGGAAGGCUGUCUGGUGGUUAGCUGGGUGUGUGUUGGUCUGGUUGUGACAUUCCUCUGUGUUCCUUUGCUCUAACAGGAGGGUAUGGAAGGUCUGCUGGGGACCCUGGUCCAGCUCCUGGGCUCUGAUGACAUCAACGUGGUGACGUGUGCCGCCGGCAUCCUGUCCAACCUCACCUGCAACAACUACAAGAACAAGAUGAUGGUGUGCCAGGUUGGCGGAAUCGAGGCACUGGUCCGUACCGUGCUGCGUGCCGGAGACCGCGAGGACAUCACCGAGCCGGCCAUCUGCGCCCUGCGCCACCUCACCAGCCGCCACCAGGACGCCGAGAUGGCCCAGAAUGCCGUGCGGCUGCACUACGGCCUGCCUGUGGUGGUCAAGCUGCUGCACCCCCCCUCCCACUGGCCUCUCAUCAAGGUAAUUAUUUAUGAAAAUGGAGAUGUGGCCAAUUUAAUCAACGUUUUCAGUUUCCACAUCAGUGUAAGAUAGCAGAAUAACAUUUUUGUCUGUAGACUGAGUCCCCAACUUGGAAAUAACAGCAUGUCUACUUGUGUAUUUAAAUGAAGUGGUGUUAAUGUGAUCUCCUCCUCGCUUUCCUUCCAGGCCACAGUGGGUCUGAUCCGUAACCUGGCUCUGUGUCCAGCCAACCACGCCCCUCUGCGUGAGCAGGGAGCCAUCCCCAGACUGGUGCAGCUGCUGGUCAGAGCCCACCAGGACACUCAGAGACGCACCUCCAUGGGAGGCACCCAGCAGCAGUUUGUGGUAAGACGCACUGAAAAUGAAAUGCCACAAAGUGGUAAUGAUUUGACGCACACCUCUACACAGUGCAACUCCACCUGUCUCCCAAUAAGCACACAGAGGUUUACUCCAAUGCGCUCUGUAGUGUCUCUGAACUAACGGUUGUCCUGCACCACAGGAGGGAGUUCGUAUGGAGGAGAUCGUGGAGGGCUGUACUGGAGCUCUGCACAUCCUGGCUAGAGAUGUUCACAACAGAAUCGUCAUCAGAGGACUCAACACCAUUCCACUCUUUGUCCAGGUAAGACCACUAACCAACUUAACUACAGAAUUUGUGUAAAAAAAAAUAAUAAUCUGAUCUUUGCGACUCGUGACUUCCUCCCCUCUUGUUGCGCAGCUGUUGUACUCUCCCAUUGAGAACAUUCAGCGUGUGGCUGCAGGAGUUCUGUGUGAGUUGGCCCAGGACAAGGAGGCAGCGGAGGCCAUCGAGGCUGAGGGCGCCACCGCCCCCCUCACAGAGCUGCUCCACUCCAGGAACGAGGGCGUGGGUGAGUUAACAGGCCUCGGUCCACAACCAUCUCUCAUUCGUUGGCUCCUCAGAGCUAUCUUAUGGAUGAUUUAGCCCUCAGAAAUACAUAGAAAUGGCUGCCAUUCUAGAGCAAUGCAGGUCUAUGACAUCAAGUGAAUUCUAGAACAUCUAUGGUUUAGGCCUCUGUCCAGAAGGAUCUGUCUAGCUAGCCGUUGGUGCAUGACUUUCUAUGGAUGGUUGUGUUAAGGGAGACCACUCAACCAUGUUUCUCUGUUCUCUCCUCAGCUACCUAUGCUGCUGCUGUUCUGUUCCGUAUGUCUGAAGACAAGCCCCAGGACUAUAAGAAGCGCCUGUCUGUGGAGCUCACCAGCUCCCUGUUCAGGACGGAGCCUAUGACCUGGAAUGAGGUACAUAGUACUGCGGCUGUUUAAUCACUUCUGUCUGCUGCCAUCACACACUGGGGUGUGUCUCAAAUGGUGCCCGAUUCCCUAUAUAGUUCACUACUUUUCACCACGGCCCAUAGGUCUGUGGUCAAAAGUCAUGCACUAUGAAGGGAAGCAGCCUGGGAGACGCUGGGGAGCCAUGGCAAAUUACUUGAAGUGUCAUGCUUUAAAAUAACUUUAAAGUAUUAAAAAUGUGUCUGGAUCUGGAGCCAAGAGCCCUGUAUUUACUAAGGAAGUGUUUGUCCCAUGACACAACUUCUGGGCAGAACACCUUAGUGAUUACUGUCCACUGAUGUGACCCUCGUUCCUGAUCUUGUGUUCUGUUUCCUUCUCUCUCUAGACUGGAGAUCUGGGCCUGGACAUCGGAGCUCAGGGAGAUGCCCUGGGCUACCGUCAGGAAGGUAAGCACUGUCUCAUGAUGCCUAGUACUGUCCUGGUCUGCAGCUCUCAGCCUGCACCUGGGCUCCUCCAGUCCCAGUCCACCCCAACACUAACUCCCUGCCAGGCCCAGUCCACCCCAACACUAACUCCCUGCCAGGCCCAGUGUGCUAGUUAGCUAAAGCUUGCAACUGGUCAGCAGCACAGCAGUCUGCUUUAGAUUGCAGACCAAGUAGUUUGGAUUGGAAACCAUGAAUAAUUAGUGGCUUUGUCUGGAUUGGAACUGUGAUGACUGAGAUGCUGAGGAUUAUGAUUGGUUGUUUUGAUCCUACUACUGUGUGGUGCUUGUGUUAAUCUGCUCUCUAACAAGUGUGUAUGCUUCCCCUUCCCCCCCAUCACUUCCAUUGGCAGACCCUAGCUACCGCUCCUUCCACUCUGGGGGAUAUGGGCAGGACUCCAUGGGCAUGGACUCCAUGAUGGACCAUGACAUGGGCGCCCACCACCCCGGCCCCGAAUACCCAGUCGACGGGCUGCCCUGACCUGGGCCACGCCCAAGACCUGAUCGAUGGGCUGCCCCCAGGCGACAGCAAUCAGUUGGCUUGGUUUGAUACUGACCUGUAAAUAGACUACUUUUUAGGUAAGGAGCUCUGUUAAGACUAGGCACCACGGCUGUGUGUUUGGGGAUUACAGGCUGGUGCAUGCUUGGACUUCUACUAAUGUGGGUGUGAAGUUUCUAGCUCUGAUCUUCUAGCUUUUCCUCAUGCUGUGUGGUCCCAUAGUAAUGCUGGUGCCUCUCUCCGCCUCUCCAGGUGUAUCGUCUGAUCUGAAUGAACCUGCAUUGUGAUUUGGCUGGAGAAGUUGCUGGGAGGUUUUUGAAAGUGGGCUAGUAUCUCAGAAAGUGCCUGACACAUUACUAAAAGCUGAGUUUCCUGUGGGAACACGUGGAGUGGAAGUAAAACUUUGUUCUGGUCUUUUGUGGGAGUUAAAACUGCGUUAAUGGAAUUCCUGGAGUGGGUUACUCGAAGAAAAUGACGCUCAAGAGUGGAUCUAAAGAUGGAAUUUAAAACCCUCGUCUGUAUUUUUUUACAUUUUAUUUUGUAUGAUUCUUCUUCAGUCUCUGUAACGGUACUGAUAUAGCUUGCGUUAUUAUACUCAUCUCUUUUUUUGCAGUAAUUUGUAUCCAUUUUAAGUCUCUCUCGUAGUGUUAAGUUAUAGUGGUAAUGCUCCAAUUAAAAUGAUCAAGUUAUGGUGUAGAACACUAAUCAGUUGAAUUGUAUUUGGAUCAAGUGUAACAUUGUGUAGCUUUUGUAUAAAACCAAGAAUUGGAAAUGGUCCAAAUAUUUUCUUGCUUUAAUUGUGCACUGUUUGUAGUGUCACAACUGUUCCAAAGGGUCUGUGGGGGAGGGGGCAGUGGAUUAUUUUUAUUUUAUUAUUUUAUCUGUCUUUUAGUUGAUAGCUGUUCAAGGAGGUGAAAAUAAUCCCUAAUUAUUGUAGCCUGCUGUGCUUAUUGGAGACAUGGUCAUGACAUGGCUAAACAAUAAAAAUGGACUUUAAUUUCA